This is a messenger RNA of Harmonia axyridis, 1790 nucleotides long. RefSeq names its product ankyrin-1-like. The transcript has 2 exons. Lineage: Eukaryota; Metazoa; Arthropoda; Insecta; Coleoptera; Coccinellidae. Gene Ontology annotation, biological process: protein localization to ciliary inversin compartment. Gene Ontology annotation, molecular function: protein binding. The record is from RefSeq and is a predicted model, not a curated record. Gene Ontology annotation, cellular component: ciliary inversin compartment. The coding region runs from base 51 to 1319 and encodes 422 amino acids.
CCGGUGUUUAUGCUUCAAUAGAAGUAUAAAAUGCAAAAAGUUAUUACGAAAUGAGUUUUUUGAAAAGUGAAGAAUUGAUGAGAUUAUAUUUCUCUGAAAUUAUAUUUUUGAUACCGUAUAUUACGUAUAAUAAUGAACAGGUUGAAGAAAGAGAAGUGGACGAGAGAGGACGCAACGCUUUACACAUCCUUUGUUCUCAAAGAGAAUAUGAAGAACCAUAUUGGAUGAUUAGGAGACUGAUAAAGAGAAAAUUCAAUCCUAAUACUCCAGAUAAAGAAGGAAAAACGCCUCUGCACUUAGCUGUCAUAUCUGAGAAUUUCAGAGCUCUGAAGCUUCUCAUGAAAAACGGUGGUAACAUCAACGUUCUAGAUGAAGAUGGCUGGCCACCUAUGUUUUAUUUAAGACGUUGCAAGCACAUGGCGCACAUACUUAAACAUAAUCCCGAUUUGAAUUAUCGGGAUAAGUAUGGAAAUAAUAUUUUUCAAUUUUUCUGCAAAUUCGACCCAUUUAAAACAAAUCCAUUUUUUAUGUUAGCAAAGCAUAAUAUAAACUUUGGAAAUGUAAAUAACAAGGGGCAAAAUUGUCUUCACAUUCUAACUAGAUACAAUAAGUUUAUUUAUUUCGUUGGCCAAAAAGAUGAUCCGAAAAUCAAAUUAAUGAAAUUUCUUAUACAGAAAGGUGCAAGUGUAAAACAGAAAAAUUUUAGACUAGAAACACCACUGCACUUGGCAGUUGUAUAUGAUCCCGAUUUUGUGUCUGUUUUCUUACAUGCAGGUGCUGCACUUGAUGUGGUCGAUGAAGAUAACUUAACACCAUUUGAUAUUGCAAUUUACGAAGGAGGUCUAGCUCUCAAAGAAGUAAUUAGGUAUAUAGUGUUCAGAAAGCACAGACGUUUACCUAUUAAAAAAAGAAAUAUGGAUUUAAUUAAUUCAAUGGAGGAUUUAAAAAAAAUUUUUGAAGAACUUGAGGGUCCCAUGGAAGAUCUCAAGAAUGAAAAAAUUGUUCCUUCUUCUCCAACAACAUACUACGACAUUAUUUCUAGCACCAAAAAUGAACUUUUGCAGAUUGUUAACAAUUCUGGAAUUGAGGGAAUGCUUGGUGAUGUGGGAGAACGAUUAUCGAACAAUCAAUAUAGGGAAGAGAUUUUGAUGGUUAUUGAGGAAGGGAUAUUUCUGAGAGAUCAGCAAUUAGCCAUAGACAUUCUGACAGAAAGUCUUGGACGUAGAUUACCAUAUUUAUGUGUAGAGAGAAUUGUAAGCUUUAUGUCUGCAGAAAUGAUCAAGGAAUUGAUUAAUAGUAAUGGAAAUCCCAAUCAAUGAUCUCAAGUCAAACAAUUGUUAUCAUGUUAUCAUUUAGUUUCCACAAAAAUCAUUGCAACCCCUACAUAUUGAUCUCAUAACGUCAAUAAUCUUGCUGACAAAAUGAUUCCAAAUAUUUUAUAUGUAUAAUAUACUUUUUUAUUUAUUUUAAAUAUUCGAAAAAUAACGUAAUGACAAAAUUUGACGAAUUAUAAAAAAGUUGCUAGACUAAAAAAAACACAUAUUCUAAUGAUUGUAUCACUUAAUUUCAUUUUUAUUCUAGUUCAUGUAUCUUAUAGAUAUAUAAUUUCUCUGUAUGUUAAAAUUUCCCCUCCAACAUUAUCUGUUCGAAUUCAAACAUAAGAUGAUAAAAAUAAUCAAAUCAAAACUGAGGCUUUUAUAGUUACUAUGAAACUGCCGCUAAUAUGUGACAAACUUCUUAUGUGCCUUAAUUUAUACUUUGUGAAUAUUCAAUAAAUUGUAUAAUUAUGA